Molecule: messenger RNA, 2893 nt
Organism: Paramisgurnus dabryanus
Lineage: Eukaryota; Metazoa; Chordata; Actinopteri; Cypriniformes; Cobitidae
Gene: me2
Product: malic enzyme 2, NAD(+)-dependent, mitochondrial
Biological process (GO): malate metabolic process; pyruvate metabolic process
Cellular component (GO): mitochondrion
Molecular function (GO): NAD binding; malate dehydrogenase (decarboxylating) (NADP+) activity
Source: RefSeq, a predicted model, not a curated record
CUGCUCGCGCGUGUGUUAGAAUGUUGCGUCUCUCUCUAGAAUCCUCGCGACUGUCAUUCACGCCGCACGCUAGAGAUCAGACCUCAUCAGACAUCAGGUGUUUGUGUAACCAUGCUGUCCAGACUGAAGCCGUGUGUAAGGCCGUGUGUGAGUGCGUGUCGAUGGGUUCACACUAAAGAAAAGGGAAAACCUCUGAUGCUUAACCCACGAACCAACAAGGGGAUGGCAUUCACACUGAAGGAACGUCAGAUUUUAGGAAUUCACGGCCUGUUGCCGUCGAAGAUUGAGACCCAGGACACACAGGCCAUGCGCUUUCAGAAGAACCUGAGGAAGAUGUCUGAUCCACUACAAAAGUACAUCUAUCUGAUGGGGAUUCAGGAGCGUAACGAGCGUCUUUUCUAUCGUGUGUUAAUGGAAGACAUCGAGGCUCUCAUGCCUAUCGUCUACACUCCAACCGUCGGCCUCGCCUGUACGCAGUACGGUCACAUCUUCCGGCGGCCCAAAGGUCUGUUCAUCUCCAUUAAGGACCAAGGACACAUUCGCUCCAUUCUGGAUAACUGGCCAGAAACCACCGUUAAGGCUGUGGUUGUGACAGACGGUGAGCGUAUCUUGGGUCUGGGUGAUCUGGGAGUUUAUGGGAUGGGUAUUCCUGUAGGAAAGCUGUGUCUCUAUACAGCGUGUGCUGGCAUACGUCCUGAAGCCUGCCUGCCCGUCUGUAUUGAUGUGGGCACUGAUAAUGAGAAGUUACUGAGAGAUCCGUUCUACAUGGGUCUGUACCAGCGGCGCGAUCGCUCUCAGCGUUACGAUGACCUCAUCGAUGAAUUCAUGGAGGCCGUGGUUGAUAAAUACGGACAGGACACGCUCAUCCAGUUUGAAGACUUUGGAAAUCACAACGCCUUCCGCUUCUUGAAGAAAUAUCGUGAGAAAUACUGCACCUUUAAUGAUGACAUUCAGGGAACGGCAGCGGUCGCUCUGGCAGGACUACUCGCAGCUCAACGUGUCAUAGGAAAACCAAUAACUGAACAUAGAGUUUUAUUCCUGGGUGCUGGAGAGGCAGCUCUUGGGAUUGCUAACCUGAUCGUCAUGUCGAUGAUGGAAACAGGAAUGUCUCAGUCAGAUGCCAGGAAGAGGAUCUGGUUGUUUGACAAAUAUGGUCUAAUUGUAAAGGACCGAGCUUAUGAGGUUGACAAUAAUCAGGAAGCUUUUGUUCACGAUGAUCCAGGAGAUGUCAGAAGUUUCUUAGAUGCUGUCAAUGUUAUUAAACCCACAGCUAUCAUUGGUGUGUCCGGCGCCGGGCGACUCUUCACUCAUGAUGUCAUCAAAGCCAUGGGCAGCUUUAAUGAGCGACCAAUCAUCUUUGCUUUAAGUAACCCGACCGCAAAAGCUGAGUGUACAGCAGAAGACGCCUACAAUCUCACACAGGGUCGCUGUUUAUUCGCCAGUGGCAGUCCAUUUGGACCCGUGACGUUAGAGGACAGCACAAUUCUGACCCCGGGACAGGGCAACAAUGCUUACAUAUUCCCAGGUGUGGCGUUGGCUGUGAUUCUCAGUGGAGUUCGUCAUAUUAAUGACACGGUCUUCCUCGAGGCAGCAAAGACAUUGGCAAAUCAGCUUACAGAUGAAGAGUUGAGUCAAGGUCGACUGUAUCCACCCCUGUCUAAUAUCAGAGAGGUCUCCUUACAGAUGGCUGUCAAGGUGGUGGAGUUUGUGUAUUCACAGGGAAUGGCUUUCCGCUACCCAGAACCUGUGGAUAAAGACGCUUACGUGCGGUCUGUUGUGUGGAACACCAAUUAUGAUUCAUUUCUGCCUGACAUAUACAACUGGCCCGGGGUUUCUCACAGCCCUAUAGUCGAAUAAACAAACACAAACCAUACAGAAACAGAAGAAACACAAAAGAGUUAGACACUCCAUAUUUCCUUAUUGUCUAUUCUGGUAUUUAUAUAUAAUAAUAUAGAGAUAUAUUUCUGAGUAAGUUGUUUAUGACUGAAUCUCCCACAUCACAUUUCACUCCAGAUUGAAACAGACUUUUAUUUUGCAGUCUAUUUUAAGGAGUUAAGGCUGAGUAAUCUUCUUUGGAUUUGGAGAUGAACUGUGUGACCUCUAUGUGUUUUACUGCGGGCCGUCCUGUGUGCCUUCUCACUCCUCAUACGAUGUUUUUAUACAGUACUGUAUGUUAUUUUUAAGAUGAAGUUUCACUCCAUAUUUGUUUUCUGAUGUGUUUGUGUUGAAUCUCCUCUUUAUUGACAUCAGAGCUGAAGGUUUUAUCAUAUUGAACAUUAUUAUUAUUAUGCUUAUAAACGCAUAGCACAGUUUAUAGACUUCUUACACUUACCGAGUUGCAUCUGGACAUGUAGGAUCCGCACACUGUCUUUAAAUCAGGAUAAACAGAUGUAAUGUACCAUCAGACAUAUAAACACACUUUUGUGAUUUCUCCUGUGAUAAAGACAGAUUACUGAAUGCUACUGUAUAAAACAGAUGUCAAACAAACAUGAAUAAUAUUACAAACCUGACAAGAGAAUGGCACAAUCAUAUAUUCAGAUAGUUGUGUAGUAUCAUAACUAGAGCUCAACUUAUACUGUUGUGUCACAUUAUACAGCUUUACAUCUUAUGUAUUUAAUAGCCAAAGAUCAGAGUAAAUGAACAAAUAAAAAAUGUAUCAAAUCUCAUGAAUUAUAUUUUAUCUUUGACAAGACUAGUUAAGACAUAUCUCAUCUAGAACAUAUGAGCAGUCAGCCAAUAGUAAGAUCUGUGUUUACACCAGCUUGAUGUCAUUCAUUAUUUCUGUCUGCUAGAGAUGAUGAAAAGAUGCAUUGUGGGUAGAGAAUAUUUUGCUAUGUGAUUUAAGACCAAACUGUACCGUCAGAUAUGUGUUGAAUAAAUGCUUUUGGUCUCA